AAAAUACGUUACUCCAUUACCUUUUUCUCCUCUCCCCUCCUUAUAAAGUGGUUUCUGUCGUUUCUUACGAGCGUCCGCUUCUCUAGGCUUCUCUCUGCAGAUCACACCUAGGGUUUCCAGAACCGCUCGGCUCAUAGAUGGUUGUUCUUCGAUCAUCGUCCGGCUCCUCCUCAUCAUCAAUUUACAGAAUUAUCCAACAAUAACCGGAUCGGUGCGGUGGAAUCGCGAUCAUGUUCGAAGCGCACGUUUUACACCUGCUUCGAAGAUAUUUGGGCGAAUACGUCCAUGGGCUCUCAGCAGAGGCCUUAAGAAUCAGUGUUUGGAAAGGGGAUGUUGUUCUCAGAGAUUUGAAACUGAAAGCAGAGGCACUAAAUUUGUUAAAACUUCCUGUCACAGUUAAAGCUGGUUUUGUUGGUACUAUAACAUUAAAGGUACCCUGGAAAAGUCUAGGCAAAGAACCUGUGAUUGUUCUCAUUGAUCGUGUCUUUGUUCUUGCUCAUCCUGCUCCUCAUGGAAGGACUCUUAAGGAGGAUGACAGAGAAAAACUUUUUGAAGCCAAAAUUCAGCAGAUUGAGGAAGCAGAGUCAGCAACCCUUGAAGGAAUAUCAAGAUCAAAGCUAGGAAGUCCACCUGCUGCAAAUUCAUGGCUGGGUUCUCUAAUUGCUACCAUAAUUGGAAAUCUUAAGAUUUCCAUUAGCAAUGUCCAUAUCAGAUAUGAGGAUUCUGUCAGUAAUCCAGGACAUCCAUUUUCUUCGGGUGUAACAUUAGCUAAGCUUGCUGCUGUUACCAUAGACGAGCAAGGGAAUGAAACCUUCGACACCAGUGGUGCCCUAGAUAAAUUGCGGAAGUUCUUGCAAGUUGAGAGGCUUGCUAUGUAUCAUGAUUCUAACAGUGAGCCUUGGAAGAUAGAAAAGAAGUGGGAAGAUCUCACUCCCAAAGAAUGGGUUGAGAUAUUUGAGGAUGGUAUUAAUGAACCUGCAACUGGUGGCGGAGUGGUGUCUAAAUGGGCUCAGAAUCGCAAUUAUUUGGUCUCACCAAUAAAUGGAAUCCUUAAGUAUCAUCGUCUUGGAAAACAAGAAAGAAAUGAUCCGGAGAUUCCUUUUGAGAAGGCGUCUCUUAGCCUCAAUGAUGUUUCUUUGACAAUUACAGAGGCUCAAUAUCAUGAUUCAAUAAAAAUUUUGGAAAUUGUUUCACGAUACAAGACAUAUAUUGAAGUUUCUCAUUUGAGACCAGUGGCUUCAGUUAAGGAGUCUUGUUACUUGUGGUGGCGUUAUGCUGCUCAAGCUAGCCUGCAGCAGAAGAAGAUGUGCUAUCGAUUUUCGUGGGGCCGAAUUCGGCAUUUUUGUCACCUUCGUCGGCGUUAUGUUCAAUUGUAUGCUGGUUUUCUGCAACAGUCAUUAAGUGAUAGCUCUGAACUUAGAAAAAUUGAGAAAGAUCUUGAUUCCAAAGUAAUUCUUCUAUGGAGGCUACUUGCGCAUGCUAAAGUUGAAUCGGUGAAGUCAAAAGAAGCAGCUGAACGGAGGAGGCUUAAAAAGAGAAGCUGGUUUUCAUUUAGAGGGAGUUCUCCCUCAGGUGAUGUCUCUGUCACAGAUGCUUCCGAGGAACCACAGUUGACUGAAGGAAGACUGACCAAAGAAGAAUGGCAGGCGAUCAAUAAGUUACUGAGUUACCAGCCAGACGAGGAGUUGAAUUUGCCUUCUGGAAAGGACAUGCAGAAUAUGAUCCAGUUCUUGGUAAAUGUGUCAAUUGGUCAAGCUGCUGCCAGGAUCAUCAGUAUGAAUCAGACGGAGAUUGUUUGUGGUAGAUUUGAGCAACUUGAUGUGUCCACCAAAUUUAAACAUCGGAGCAUCCACUGUGAUGUGUCAUUGAAGUUCUAUGGCCUAAAUGCUCCUGAAGGUUCACUUGCACAGAGUGUGAGUAGCAAGCAGAAGGAGAAUGCAUUAGUUGCUAGUUUUGUACGCUCACCUGUUGGAGAGAAUGUGGACUGGAGGCUUUCAGCUACUAUUUCUCCCUGCCAUGCUACGGUUUUGGUGGAAAGUUAUGAUCGCUUUCUUGAGUUUGUGCAGAGGAGUAAGGUGGUUAGCCCUAUUUUUGCAUUGGAAACUGCAACUGCAUUGCAGAUGAAAAUUGAGAAAGUGACUCGUAGAGCUCAAGAGCAAUUUCAAAUGGUAUUAGAAGAACAAAGCAGAUUUGCUCUCGACAUUGAUUUGGAUGCUCCAAAAAUUAGAGUUCCUAUACGAACAUGUGGCUCAUCCAGAUGUGAUAGCCAUUUUCUUUUGGAUUUUGGACAUUUUACCUUGCACACGAAGGAAACUGAAUCUGAUGAACAGAGGCAGAGUCUAUACUCUCGGUUUUAUAUUUCUGGGAGAGAUAUUGCUGCUUUCUUCACAGAUUGUGGUUCUGAUUGUCAGAACUGCACCUUCGUUGCUCCAGCCUAUAAUAGUCGACCUACCAUAUCUCCUGCACUGAAAGAUUCUGAUGACUUCUGCUCUCUCGUUGAUAGGUGUGGAAUGGCCGUAAUUGUUGAUCAGAUCAAGGUACCUCAUCCAAGUUAUCCAUCAACACGUGUUUCUGUUCGUCCAAAUCUUGGCAUUCAUUUUUCACCAGCAAGAUAUUACAGAUUGAUGGAAUUGUUAGACAUACUGAAUGGUACAAUGGAAAAGAGUAAUAAGUCUACCGUUGAAAAUUACCAAGCUGGACUUGCCCCUUGGAGUCUUGCAGAUCUUGCUACUGAUGCUAGAAUUCUUGUUUGGAGGGGAAUUGGCAAUUCCGUGGCUGCAUGGCAACCUUGUUUUCUUGUGUUGUCUAAUUUAUACCUUUAUAUUUUGGAAUCUGAAACAUCCCAGAGCUAUAUGCGAUGCUCAAGUAUGGCUGGUAAACAAGUAACUGAGGUCCCUUCUUCUAAUCUUGGUGGCUCACUGUUCUGCAUUGCUGUGAGUUUCAGAGGGAUGGACUUUCAGAAGGCUCUGGAAUCUUCUAGUACUUUGGUUAUAGAGUUUCGGGAUGAAGAGGAGAAGACUACUUGGUUGAGAGGACUUACACAAGCAACAUAUCGGGCUUCUGCUCCCGCUUUGGUAGAUGUACUUGGAGAAUCAAGUGAUGGUGUGACUGAAUUUGGUGAUCCUCGGGCCUCAAAUUUGAAAAAAGCUGACCUUGUUAUUAAUGGGGCAUUGCUGGAAACAAAGUUAUUAAUAUAUGGGAAGGCAGAGUAUGAAGGGCAUGGGAAACUAGAAGAAAUUUUAAUACUUGAGAUUCUUGCUGGUGGAGGAAAGGUUUAUAUGAUCAGUGCACGUUGUUUGUUGGAAGGUGACCUGACAGUCAAGAUGAAGCUUCAUUCCUUGAAAAUUAAAGAUGAGCUUCAGGGUCGUUCAUCUACAAGUUUGCAGUAUUUAGCCUGUUCUGUGCAUGAGAAUGACCAUUUAUUUGCUUCCCCUAGAAACUUGGAUCCUUCUGUCAAAGAGCUGUCUACGGCACAACCAGAGGAGGAUGAUAUUUUCAAAGACGCUUUGCAAGAUUUCAUGUCUCUUCCUGAUCAAGAAAGUAAUUUGCAACAUAUGGUUAUGCCCAAGUCUGCAUGGAUGGAGGAUGUCACUGACUUUGCUGAAGUUGAUUCUGCUGUAGCCUUAAUACAUGAAAUGGAUCUGGGGAAAGGAAAAGGCACUUCAAGUGAGACAUUUUUUGAGGCUCAGGAUAGCGACCGCUCUGAUUUUGUGUCUGUUACCUUUUUGACAAGGAAUCCUGGUUCACCUGAUUAUGAUGGUGUAGAUACACAGAUGAGCAUUUGCAUGUCCAAACUGGAGUUCUUUUGCAACAGACCCACUAUUGUUGCCUUAAUUGAUUUUGGCUUGGAUCUAAGCUCGCGAAAUUCUGGUGGAAGUAGUACAAAUGCUACAAAGGUUUCAGAUGAUGAGUCUUCGCUUAACAAAGACAAGACAGAAGAAAAUGAGUGUGUCUUUGUUAAAGGGUUGCUGGGUUAUGGUAAAAGCCGUGUCAUCUUCUAUUUAAACAUGAACAUGGACAGUGUGACUGUGUUUCUUAACAAGGAGGAUGGUUCUCAGCUUGCAAUGCUUGUACAGGAAAGUUUCCUGUUGGAUCUUAAGGUUCAACCAACUUCUCUUUCCAUUGAUGGAACAUUAGGAAAUUUCAGGCUGCGUGAUAUGGCCUUUGAAAUAGAUCAUUCUUGGGGUUGGCUCUGUGAUAUACGCAAUCCAGGGGUCGAAUCCCUUAUCAAGUUCACAUUCAAUUCUUAUAGUGUUGAAGAUGAUGAUUACAAAGGAUAUGACUAUAGCCUGUGUGGCCGGCUGUCUGCAGUUCGUAUUGUUUUCCUAUAUAGAUUUGUUCAGGAGGUAACUGCAUACUUCAUGGGACUUGCUACCCCACAUACCGAAGAAGUAAUUAAACUUGUUGACAAAGUUGGAGAUUUGGAGUGGUUGAUUCAGAAAUAUGAGAUUGAUGGGGCAUCUGCCAUAAAGUUGGACCUCUCACUGGACACUCCAAUAAUCAUUGUUCCAAGGAAUUCAAUGAGCAAAGAUUUCAUUCAACUUGACCUGGGCCAGCUAGAGAUCAGAAAUGAAGUCAGUUGGCAUGGAAACCAAGAGAAAGAUCCUUCAGCUGUCCAUCUUGAUAUUCUUCAUGCCGAGAUCCUGGGACUCAACAUGUCUGUGGGAGUCAAUGGUUGUAUGGGUAAACCAAUGAUAAGGGAAGGCCAAGGACUUGAUGUUUAUGUCCGACGCAGUUUGAGGGAUGUUUUCAGGAAAAUCCCCACAUUUUCUCUUGAAGUGAAGGUGGGUUUAUUGCAUAUUGUGAUGUCUGAUAAAGAAUAUAGCAUCAUCUUGGAUUGUGCAUGCAUGAAUUUAUGCGAAGAGCCAAGGCUUCCUCCAAGUUUCCGUGGAAGCACCACAGUUUCUGAAGACACAAUGCGACUGCUGGUUGAUAAAGUUAACAUGAAUAGUCAUAUCUUCCUGUCACGUAAUGUCACUAUAGUGGGGGUUGAAGUUAACUAUGCGUUACUGGAGUUAUGUAAUGCCAUUCAUGAGGAGUCUCCUCUGGCUCAUGUUGCACUUGAAGGGCUUUGGGCGUCGUACAGGAUGACUUCAUUAUCAGAAACUGAUCUUUAUGUAACAAUUCCCAAAUUCUCUAUUCUGGAUACUCGCCUUGAUACGAAGCCUGAAAUGCGCCUGAUGCUUGGAUCUUCUACUGAUGCUUCCAACCAAGCUUCUACUGUAAAUAGAGGUGGGUUUUCGAUGACAAACUUGGAAUCUGCACCUGGCGCAGAAGUUGCAACUUCAACUAUGUUCUUGAUGGACUACAGAUUGCGAGUAUCAUCUCAAUCAUAUGUUAUUCGGCUUCAGCAGCCACGGGUUCUUGUUGUGCCUGAUUUCCUUCUUGCUGUAGGAGAAUUUUUUGUGCCAGCUUUGGGAGCAAUAACAGGCAGGGAGGAAUUGAUGGACCCUAAGAAUGACCCUAUAAGUAGAAACAAGAGCAUAGUACUCUCUGAACCUGUUCACAAACAGAUAGAAGAUGUAGUGCACCUGUCCCCAAGUAGACAAUUAGUAGCAGAUGCUCUAGGGGUUAAUGAAUAUACAUAUGAUGGCUGUGGAAAAACUAUCUGUUUAAGUGCUGAAACAGAUUUGAAGGAAAUCUACUCAUCGAGAUCUCAAUCCAUUAUAAUCAUUGGUCGUGGUAAGAGGUUGCGGUUUGUAAAUGUAAAAAUUGAGAAUGGUUCCCUAUUGAGGAGAUACACAUACUUGAGUAAUGACAGCAGCUACUCAAUUUUGCGAGAAGAUGGUGUUGAGAUUUUGCUGCUGGAUGAAUCCUCAUAUGCUAAUGAUGAAAAGAGUCUAGACUACAUGGAUGAAACAUCAGAUACGUCGGAUACUUCUGCAUACACUCGAAGUGAUUCAAGUAAGACGCAGAGCUUCACUUUUGAAGCCCAGGUGGUAUCUCCUGAAUUCACCUUCUAUGAUGGUACAAAGUCCUACGUAGGUGAUUUUACACAUGGUGAAAAGCUUCUACGUGCAAAAAUGGAUUUGAGCUUCAUGUAUGCAUCAAAAGAAAAUGAUACCUGGAUUCGGGCUCUUAUGAAGGGUCUGACUCUUGAGGCUGGUUCAGGUCUUACUGUUCUUGAUCCAGUAGAUAUUUCAGGGGGAUAUACUUCUGUAAAAGAUAAAACAAAUAUAUCUCUCGUAGCAACAGAUAUAUGCAUCCAUCUUUCUCUUAGUGUCAUAUCUCUUGUACUUAACUUGCAAAAUCAGGCAACUGCAGCGCUACAAUUUGGAAAUGCCAAUCCCCUAGCUCCUUGUACCAACUUUGACCGAGUUUGGGUGUCCCCAAAAGAAAAUGGGCCCUGUGACAACCUUACCUUUUGGAGACCCCGAGCUCCUUCAAAUUAUGUUGUAUUGGGAGAUUGUGUGACAUCUAGCCCAAUACCUCCUUCUCAAGCAGUAAUGGCAGUAAGUAACACAUAUCAGCAUGUACGGAAGCCCCUUGGUUUCAAACUCAUUGGUUUAUUCUCGGGUAUCCAAGGAUUGGAAGCACGUGAAGAUAAUUAUGAUAUGGAUAGUGAUUGUUCUCUUUGGAUGCCAGUUGCACCACCAGGAUACUUAGCAUUGGGAUGUGUAGCGCAUGCAGGGGUCCAACCACCACCAACUCACAUUGUUUAUUGUAUACGUUCUGAUCUUGUAACAUCCACAACAUAUUUAGAAUGUAUCUUCAAUGCCCCCUCAAAUCCUCAGUUUUCAUCUGGAUUUAGCAUCUGGCGCGUGGACAAUGCUCUUGGAUCCUUUUAUGCCCAUCCUUCUGGAGAAUGCCCUCCCAAGAACAAUAGUUGUGAUCUUAGUCAGCUUGUUCAAUGGAAUUCUAACCGACAUCACUCAUCCACCAAAAUGUCUUCCUCUGAUAUGACCAUUGACCAUGAUUAUGGAAGUCAGCAAGCAAGUAACCAGAGUGCAACUUCAUCUGGAUGGGAGAUUCUCAGAUCAAUUUCAAGAGCAAAUAAUUGUUACAUGUCUACUCCAAAUUUCGAGAGAAUCUGGUGGGACAAGGGUAGUGAUCUCCGCCGACCAUUUUCCAUAUGGCGACCUAUAACACGUCCUGGUUAUGCUAUACUGGGUGAUUGCAUAACCGAAGGCUUAGAACCACCUGCUCUAGGUAUAAUUUUUAAGGCUGAUAAUCCUGAAAUCUCUGCAAAGCCUGUGCAGUUCACUAAAGUUGCCCACAUUGUGAGGAAAGGAGUUGAUGAAGUUUUCUUUUGGUACCCAAUUGCUCCCCCUGGUUAUGCUUCUCUUGGAUGCAUAGUCUCCAAAACAUAUGAAGCGCCCCAGAUGGAUUCAUUUUGCUGCCCGAGGAUGGAUCUUGUUAACCCAGCUAAUAUUCUUGAGGUGCCCAUUUCAAGAUCUUCAAGUUCAAAGGCAUCUCAGUGCUGGAGCAUUUGGAAAGUUGAAAACCAGGCCUGCACUUUCCUUGCACGCUCUGAUGCUAAAAAGCCAUCAAGCAGAUUGGCCUACACCAUAGGUGAUUCUGUAAAGCCAAAGACACGGGAGAACAUUACUGCUGAAAUGAAGUUAAGAUGCCUCUCCCUGACAGUUCUAGACAGCUUAUGUGGAAUGAUGACACCACUGUUUGACACGACAAUCACCAACAUUAAGCUUGCAACUCAUGGUCGACUGGAGGCAAUGAAUGCAGUACUAAUUUCUUCAAUCGCUGCAUCAACUUUUAACACACAAUUGGAAGCAUGGGAGCCACUUGUUGAGCCAUUUGAUGGGAUAUUUAAGUUUGAAACUUAUGAUACCAAUGCACAUCCACCAUCAAGACUUGGAAAGAGAGUGCGAAUUGCUGCUACCAGCAUCCUAAAUGUGAAUGUCAGUGCUGCAAAUCUUGAAGCUUUUGUAGAGACAGUUGUUUCAUGGAGAAGACAGAGAGAGCUUGAACAGAAGGCAACCAAGCUAAAUGAGGAAGCUGGUAGUCAUCAUAAACAUGGAGAUGGUUCAAAUUUUUCUGCAUUGGAUGAAGAUGAUUUUCAGACUGUUAUAAUAGAAAAUAAGCUUGGUUGUGAUAUGUAUCUGAAAAAGGUUGAACAAAAUUCAGAUUUAGUUGAACUGCUACAUCAUGAUGGCUCUGCUUCUGUAUGGAUUCCACCUCCAAGGUUUUCAGAUAGGUUAAAUGUUGCAGAUGAAUUUAGGGAGGCACGCUAUUAUGUUGCCAUACAGAUAUUGGAAGCUAAGGGUUUACCUAUUAUUGAUGAUGGUAACAGCCAUAAGUUCUUCUGUGCUUUGCGCCUUGUUGUUGAUAGCCAGGCAACAGAUCAGCAAAAGCUUUUCCCUCAGAGUGCAAGGACAAAAUGUGUCAAGCCUUUGGUUUCCAAAACUAAUGAUCUUGAUGAAGGCACUGCCAAGUGGAAUGAACUUUUCAUAUUUGAAGUUCCUCGAAAGGGGCUGGCUAGGUUGGAAGUGGAGGUGACAAACCUUGCAGCAAAAGCAGGAAAAGGUGAAGUCCUUGGUGCAUUUUCUAUUUCUAUUGAACAUGGUAAAAUCAUGCUGAAGAAAGUGGCUUCAGUGAGGAUGCUGCAUCAGCCACAUGAUAAUCACAAUAUUGUAUCAUAUCCACUGCAGAAAAGGGGUCAGCUUAGCAAUGAUGAAGACAUGUGUAACCUUGGAUGCUUGUUAGUUUCUACAUCUUAUUUUGAAAGUAAAAAAGUUGUAAACUUUCAAGAAGAUACAGAAAAUGAGAAUAGAGUUGAUAGAGAUGUUGGUUUCAGAGUGGGGCUUGGUCCAGAGGGUACAUGGGAGAGCUUUAGGUCAUUGCUUCCCCUGUCUGUGAUCCCCAAAACAUUAGAGGAUGAUUUUAUUGCUGUGGAAGUUGUCAUGAAAAAUGGCAAGAAGCAUGCAAUUUUCAGGAGUCUUGCAACAGUUGUUAAUGAUUCAGAUGUUAAAUUGGAUAUAUCCAUAUGUAGUGUGUCUAUGCCUCAUAGUCGUGAUCCCUCUUCAGAAACAAGAAGUCGUAACAUUGUGGUAGAAGAGGUCUUUCAGAACCAACGUUAUCAGUCAAUCUCUGGUUGGGGUAACAAGUGGCAUGGCUUUCCCACUAAUGAUCCAGGGCACUGGAGCACUAGGGACUUCUCAUAUUCAUCAAAAGAUUUCUUCGAACCUCCUCUUCCCCCUGGAUGGAAAUGGGCGUCAGGGUGGAGUAUUGACAAACCCCAGUUCGUUGACGUUGAUGGCUGGGCCUAUGGGCCUGACUAUCACAGUUUGAAAUGGCCUCCAACCUCCCUAAAGUCAGGCACAAAAUCAGCUGUUGAUGUUGUCCGUCGAAGGCGUUGGAUUCGUACGAGGGAGCAAGUCACUGAACAAGGCACAAAUAACAUGAGUGUUUUCACAGUCAUAAAUCCUGGAUCUUCUUCUAUUUUACCAUGGAAAAGCAUGUCCAAGAAUUCUGAUCAUUGUUUACAAGUUCGGCCAUGUGUUAAUUAUUCCCAACCCUCAUACUCAUGGAGUCGAGCAGUUUCUGUAGGUUCUGACCAUGCCAUGAAACAAGGAAAUAAAAUGGCCGUUGUUACAUUCAAGUUGAAUGAACUUGAGAAGAAAGAUAUGCUUUUGUGUUGUCGUCCGGAUACUGGGAGCAAAUUAUUUUGGUUUAGUGUUGGAGCAGAUGCUUCAGUUCUCCAUACAGAACUAAAUUCUCCUGUCUAUGAUUGGAAAAUAUCUAUCAACUCUCCUCUAAAGUUGGAUAACCGACUUCCUUGUCCAGCUGAAUUCACGAUCUGGGAAAAAACAAAAGAAGGGAAUAGCCUUGAACGAGAACAUGGUAUAAUCUCUUCACGUAAGAGUGUACACAUAUAUUCGGCUGAUGUCCAGAGACCUAUAUAUCUUUCAUUGUUUGUUCAGGGUGGUUGGGUUUUGGAGAAGGACCCUAUUCUUGUUUUGGAUCUUUCAUCUAAUGAGCAUGUUGCAUCCUUUUGGAUGGUUCACCAACAAAGUAAAAGGAGAUUGCGUGUGCGCAUUGAACGUGACAUGGGAGAAUGCAGUGCUGCACCCAAAACCAUAAGAUUUUUUGUUCCAUACUGGAUCAGUAAUGAUUCAUCUCUAUCUUUGGCAUAUCAAGUUGUAGAAAUUGAACCAGUGGACAAUGCAGAUGUUGAUUCCCUUUUGCUCUCUAGAGCAGUUAGAUCUGCAAAAACAGCGCUGAAAAAUCCUAUGAACUCAAUGGAAAGGAGGCAUCCUGGUGGAAGGAAAAAUAUUCAAGUACUAGAAGUGAUUGAGGACACAAGUCCAACACCCAGCAUGCUUUCUCCUCAAGACUAUGCAGGUCGUAGUGGGGUUAAUCUGUUUCCAUCUCGAAAUGAAGCACAUCUGUCCCCAAGGGUUGGCAUUUCUGUUGCUAUUCGUCAUUCUGAAAAUUUCAGUCCUGGGAUUUCUCUUUUUGAGCUGGAAAACAAGGGAAGGGUUGAUGUCAAGGCAUUUUAUUCAGAUGGCUCUUACUACAAGCUUUCAGCACUAAUGAACAUGACCUCCGAUAGAACAAAGGUUGUUCAUUUCCAGCCACAUACCUUGUUCAUUAAUAGGGUUGGUUGCAGUCUCUGCUUGCAGCAGUGUUAUUCUCAAUCAGAGGAGUGGAUUCAUCCCACUGAUCCUCCAAAAACCUUUGGAUGGCUGACCUCUGCCAAAGUUGAAUUGCUGAAGUUACGGUUGGAUGGUUACAAGUGGAGCUAUCCAUUUAGUAUCGAUACUGAAGGUGUGAUGUGCAUUUCCUUAAAGCACGAUACUGGAAGUGAAAAAGCAAAUUUAAGAGUAGAAGUAAGAAGUGGAACAAAAAGCUCACACUAUGAAGUUAUUUUCCGUCCCAAUUCAUCAUCAAGCCCUUACAGGAUUGAAAACCAUUCAAUGUUUUUACCAAUUCGCUUUCGACAAGUGGAUGGUGCAAGUGAUUCCUGGAGGUCUCUUCCUCCUAAUGCAGCUGCUUCUUUUUUAUGGGAAGACCUUGGCAGAAAACGGUUGUUGGAACUCUUGGUGGAUGGGACUGACCUGAAGAAAUCAGAAAAGUACAAUAUUGAUGAGAUUUUUGAUCACCAACCCAUCCAUGUGUCAGGUGCACCUGUCAAAGCUUUACGUGUUACUAUUUUGAAGGAAGAGAAAAUGAAUGUAAUUAAGAUUAGUGACUGGAUGCCAGAAAAUGAACCUCUGGCAAUUACAAGUGAAAGACUUCCACCAUCUUUGUUACAGUUUUCUACAAGUGAUCAACAUCAAGAAUCGCUUUCCACCUGUGAAUUUCAUGUUAUUGUUGAGAUUGCUGAGCUUGGACUAUCAAUUAUUGACCAUACACCUGAGGAGAUAUUGUACCUGUCAGUGCAGAAUCUUCUUUUCUCACAUUCAUCGGGCUUGGGCUCUGGAAUCAGUAGGUUUAAAUUGAGAAUGCUUGGAAUUCAAGUGGAUAACCAGUUACCAUUAACUCCGAUGCCUGUUCUCUUUAGACCACAGAGAGUUGGAGAUGAGACAGAUUACAUCCUCAAAUUUUCCAUGACGCUGCAAUCAAAUGGGUCAUUGGAUUUAUGUGUCUAUCCAUAUAUUGGUUUCCAUGGACCUGAAAAUUCUGCCUUCUUGAUAAACAUUCAUGAACCAAUAAUUUGGCGCCUUCAUGAGAUGAUCCAGCAGGUUAAUCUCAAUAGAUUAUAUGAUUCUCAGACCACUGCUGUUUCGUUUGAUCCAAUCAUUCAAAUUGGAGUUCUUAACAUAUCGGAAGUCCGACUCAGAGUAUCGAUGGCUAUGUCACCAAGUCAACGGCCAAGAGGUGUACUUGGGUUUUGGUCAUCAUUGAUGACUGCAUUGGGGAACAUGGAAAAUAUGCCUAUCAGGAUAAAUCAAAGAUUUCAUGAGAAUGUAUGCAUGCGACAGAGUGCUCUUAUUAGUAAUGCUAUCUCAAACAUUCAAAAGGAUCUUCUUAGCCAGCCACUUCAACUGCUGUCUGGCGUUGAUAUACUGGGUAAUGCAAGCAGUGCUCUAGGACAUAUGAGCAAAGGUGUGGCAGCCUUAUCUAUGGAUAAGAAGUUCAUACAAAACAGGCAGAGACAGGAAAACAAAGGUGUAGAAGACAUUGGUGAUGUUAUCAGAGAGGGAGGUGGAGCACUAGCAAAAGGCCUUUUUAGAGGAGUCACUGGCAUUUUGACAAAGCCCCUUGAGGGUGCAAAAUCUUCUGGUGUGGAGGGUUUUGUUCAGGGUGUUGGAAAAGGGAUAAUAGGUGCAGCAGCACAACCUGUGAGUGGUGUUUUGGAUCUUUUGUCUAAAACCACCGAAGGUGCCAAUGCUGUGAGAAUGAAGAUAGCAUCUGCUAUAACUUCAGAAGAACAACUCCUCCGCAGGAGGCUCCCUCGUGUAAUUGGUGGUGAUAAUUUGCUUCACCCAUAUGAUGAAUACAAAGCUCAGGGACAGGUUAUAUUGCAGCUGGCAGAGUCAGGUUCAUUUUUUAGUCAGGUUGAUUUAUUUAAAGUACGUGGCAAGUUUGCACUGUCAGAUGCUUAUGAAGAUCAUUUUCUACUCCCGAAAGGAAAAAUCCUUGUGGUCACUCAUCGAAGGGUUAUACUAUUGCAACAACCCUCCAACAUUAUUGCUCAGAGGAAAUUUAGCCCUGCAAGAGAUCCAUGUUCGGUGUUGUGGGAAGUGCUGUGGGAUGCAUUAGUGACAAUGGAAUUGAUUCAUGGAAAAAAAGACCACCCAAAAGCACCACCUUCAUGUCUUAUUCUUUAUCUACAGACUAAAUCAACAGAGUCAAAGGAUCAAGCUCGUGUUAUAAAAUGCAGUCACGAAUCCCACCAGGCUCUUGAGGUUUAUUCUUCAAUUGAACGAGCAAUGGGCACUUAUGGACCAAAACAAUCAAAGGCAACACCGAAAAAGAAAGUUACAAAACCAUAUGCACCAACGGCAGAUGGCACCAGUGCUGAAAUGCUUCCAAAAGAAGGGACAGGCCAAUGGUCUCCCCAACAGAUGCCUGCAUCAGUUCUUCCAAGAUCAACUUUUGGCAGUGGCACAAAUUGAUUUGAGAAACACAUCAGUGUCCACACUGAGAUGUGGUCCAUAGCUCUCUCUCCAUAUUUUAAGUUUUCCAGGACUCAUAAAAUAUGUCUGAAAGGUUUUGGAGAUUGUAAGUACAGGAAGGUUGUUUUCUACAAGGGAUUUAUCAAAAGCCAUCCAAUGAACCUUCUGCACAAGUCUUUAGACAACAAUAACAACCAUUGCCUUUCAUAGUUUUGAACAAAACGGAUACCAUGCUUGUAUAUGCAUAUAUUAAUACGUUUGUAAAAUCUGGAGCUUGUAUAGCAUUUUGCUCUUACUUGUAUAGGCCCAGAGCAUUCCUUUGUACAUGUAUUAUUUUGCAAAUCACAGAAAAUUUUGUCGGAAGGGUUCAAGAAGUGUGACUAAAUAUCAUUCAAACAGUUCCAAAAGAAAAGAAAAAAACAAUAAACAUACGAA
This is a messenger RNA of Vitis riparia (riverbank grape), 13457 nucleotides long. RefSeq lists its product as uncharacterized. The record is from RefSeq and is a predicted model, not a curated record. Lineage: Eukaryota; Viridiplantae; Streptophyta; Magnoliopsida; Vitales; Vitaceae.